Molecule: messenger RNA, 2666 nt
Organism: Xyrichtys novacula (pearly razorfish)
Lineage: Eukaryota; Metazoa; Chordata; Actinopteri; Labriformes; Labridae
Source: the annotation of a GenBank genome assembly
CCUCUUGCAUAAAUGCGGGCCUCUGGCCAGCUCAGCGGUCCUGCUCUCCUCCCUCCUCUCGGACUAUCAUGGCUCUCCUGUCCGUCCUCACACCGGUCCUGGCCGUGGUCCUGUGUCUGGUGUUGGGCUUUAUGUUUGUAAAAUCACGGGAGACUGAGACCAACUCGACUUCCCCGAGUGAAAGUAAAGAGGCGUCGAAAGUAAAGGACGUUAGACCGUGGGUGGACCAGGACUUACAGGACGAUACCGAAAUCUCAACAAAAGAGGAAGGUGGGAUCCUAUAAGCUGUUUUUUUGACUUGGUUGCCAUGUUUUCAAUUUUACAGUAACUUAUUGUUUACUCUGCCAAAGGAACGUGUAUGCACAGCCUUCUUCUAUGGUUUUGAAAUGUAUGUAUGUAUGUUGGCCUACUGUAAUCGAGGACCUGUUGUCUUUCCUUUAGAAAAAGGUUACCUGUAACAAAGAACAAUGCCACUUUUCAGUAUGUUAGAGAGCUAAUUUCUCCAUUUAUUUUACAUAUUUCAAAGAUUGGCUAUUAGUGUUCUUAAAAGUUUAGACGGCCAAAAAGACCCCAUGUUGGCUUCCACUAAAUCAGAAGUGGCACCAAGUACAUUUUUGAGGUACUUGUAACCUGCUCAACUUCACUUAAGAGGCCUGCUUGCAUUCCUGCUAACUCUAUCCUUAUAUUAUCCUUUAUAACAUCUUCAAUCAAGGACUUGGCUGACUAAAUAGUAUUUCUAGUCCUAAUUUAUUUAUAUAAUUUAAAGAAUCUGAGUCUUCCAUCUCAUUGAGGAAAUGACAUGGUAUAGCAUAAUUUUGGAUGAAUAAAUCACAUAAAAAAGCUAAGUUUGCAGUCGCUUAUAUUCUUCAUGGGCUUUCUUAACAUAGAGACACUUAUGGUAUCAGUAUUCUAGUCUCAUAGUGCUGAAAAUAACCUGCAUUCUAUUAAAUGGAUGAAGUGUGGUGAUGGCUAUAACACACGCACACAUCUUAGGAUGAUCUUUUUGAGCCUGCCAUCUCUAGACAUUACACUCUGUAACAUAUUUCUUGUCAGUUUGAAAGUUGUUUUAUGUCUCUGCUGCAUCAAAAACUAUUCUCUUAACAAAAAAAAAAUCAACCAUCUUGUUCUACUUUUGAGCAACUUUGUUCUCUGUGCCCUUCCAUCUUUACACCCCAUUGGUGCUGGACUGGUUAAUGAAAGAUAGCCUCUUUUAUAAGGAGCACACUUUCUGUCAGAUAAGCAAUACUAUCAGUUUUAAAAAAUGUCAAUUUCUAAACCUGAAAUCCUAAUUAGAUUGUUUGUCAAAUGUAUUUUGGGGAAAAAUGUCUUAAACUUGGGUCAAGGAUAUAUGAGGUCAAAUAGUAAGGUCUAGACCUGCUUUAUAUGUAAAAUGUCUUUAAACUUUGUCAGGCUUCCUCCUUAUUGAAGGUGACUUCAAGCCUCGGAUAUUUACUUUCAAAUCAGAGAUUUCUCACUUUGCUUUGUUGUUCUCCCAGAUGAUGGCGACUGGGUGGACAACCAUGAGGAGGAGGACUUGCAACACGUUCCCUACUCCCCACCACGUUUCCCCGAGGAGGUGAUGCUGCAGAGGUCCAAAGACUUUCACGAUCUGUUGAACCAGCGGAGGUCUGUCAGAUUCAUCAGCCCAGAGCCUGUGCCUCGUGAAGUAAUCAAUAAUGUCAUUCGAACUGCAGGUAUGUUCAAAUUUAGUCUACCAGGAAUACGUAUAAAUCAUAUAAAAAGCAUCAUUGUCCUGUUACUGAUACUUCUGUUUGCUUUGCCUCCAUCUCACCUGAGCAGGUACAGCACCUAGUGGAGCUCACACAGAGCCCUGGACAUUUGUUGUGGUGUCAGACACAGAGAUGAAACACAAGAUCAGACUGAUAGUUGAAGAAGAAGAAGAGGUCAACUACCGCCAGAGGAUGGGUGACAAGUGGGUCAAUGAUUUGGCCAAAUUAAGGUAAACAUCCACACGCUCUUUAUCAACCAAUAUCAAUCUAUUUGCAGUACCUUUAUGCUUAAGUUUCCUCUUAAUAUUUGCCACCUUUUGCAGAACAAACUGGAUCAAGGAAUACUUGGAUGUCGCUCCAUACCUGGUCCUAAUCUUCAAACAAACCUAUGGUGUUUUACCAAACGGCAAGAAAAGGACUCAUUACUACAAUGAAAUCAGUGUCUCCAUCUCCUGUGGGAUCCUGUUGGCGGCAUUACAGGUAAAGAGUAACAUCAACCCACAUGUGUGGAUUUACCCAGCCUCUCUAAAUACAUGAAAAACAAUUUAUGUCUGUUUAUUCUGUCUGUUUUCCUGUCAGAAUGUGGGUCUUGUAACCGUCACAUCAACGCCUCUAAACUGUGGCCCUCAGCUCAGGGUCCUCCUCAAGCGGCCAGCCAAUGAGAAGCUGUUGAUGUUGCUCCCUGUAGGUUAUCCUGCAACUGAUGCCACGGUACCUGAUUUGGAACGCAAGCCUUUGGAUGACAUCAUGGUGUACAUAUGAAAUCAGUGGAUACAAUAAAAUGCAGGAAAUGAUCAUAUAUUCCUUCUGUAUUGUUAUCAUAACACAUUUCAUAAAUUGAUAUGGCAUAAACAAUAAGUAAGGUUUCAUCAAACAAUAGAAAUCAAGAUGUUUCAAGAUUUGUUGUCAUCAAUAAAGUACUUUUUCAUAACUGUA